GUGAGUGAUCCAGUCAGUCAGUGAAGAAAAGAAAACUACCGCAGCGAGCAAAAUCUAACGGGAGCCGAAAAUCGACCAAAUUUUAAUUAAAUCAUCCAAUUGGUAUUUUUUCCCCACAAUCAUGGAGCAAGUGCUGCAGAGUUCGCUGAUUUCGGCCGCCGUCCAGCUGGAGAAACAACUGGACAGCGAACUUUCCCGACUGGACAGCUUGGGUGGAGAGGAUCUGGAGAAGCUGCGCGAACAAAGAAUCAAAGAGCUAAAGAAACAGGCCUCCCAACGGCAGGAGUGGAAGAAUAAUGGUCACGGCGAAUACAGCGAGCUGGCGGACGAGAAAGAGUUCUUCGAGGUGAGCAAAAAAUCUGCCAACAUUGUGUGCCACUUCUAUCGGGAUUCGACGCCCCGCUGUCGGAUCGUCGAUAUGCAUCUGAAGAUUCUGGCUUCCAAACAUGUCGAGGCCAAAUUUUGCAAAGUGAAUGCGGAAAAGUGUCCCUUCCUGACGCAGCGGUUGAGGAUCAAAGUCAUCCCCAGCAUAGCACUGAUCAAAGACAGCAAAACGAAGGACUACAUCGUCGGAUUUUCAGAUUUGGGCAACUGUGACGAUUUCAGCACCGAGAUGCUCGAGUGGCGCAUCGCACAGUCCGGUUCGAUUGAGUAUAGUGGUGACCUCCUGACGCCUCCCGAUGACAAGAAGAAGAAGAAGGCCUCCACUUACAGCGCAAAAAAGACGAUUCGUGGUGGGUACGACUCGGACGAUUCCGAUAUCGAUUUCGAUGAUUAAUCAUCCAAAAAGAAGGUAACCAUUCAAAAACUGCUCUGGUAGCAAACAUCAACAGGAACUAAAACAGACAAAAAUCGAUCGACAUCGCGAUAGAUGAACCUUUUCUAGUAUUUAGGCAUUAUUAUAUUGUAGUAUUUAAGGAUCUCCUCCUGAGGAAGCGCGACACAACUUACACACCCUCAUCAAAAUCACUCAAAGCAGCCAGCAAUGCAAAAUCUCCUUUUGGCAAUUUAUCAAAUCUACAUUGACGUGCUAUGUGUAGUCCGUCGGCCUGUGUAUGUUUACUGUUCUAGCUUGUUUAUAUGUUUCUACUGCGUGUUUUAGUGCUACCAACAAACCAAAAAAAAAUUAACGAUUAUACUUUAUUGCGCCAAAAUCAAAAUUAUAGAUAAUACUUUCUGCUUUAUGUCCAGAACCAGUGUGAUUUUGAUGUCCCUGCUGUAUAUCCCCUCCAAUUCUCUACCUCUUAAGUGUUCGUCCUUUCUGUUAAAAGUAAACAAACGUGAUAGAGACGAGAAAACAUGAAGCGACAAUUGCUUGAGUGGAAAAAAAAACCAAUUGAGUUUUGCAAAACGAGUAGAAAACAAACCUGCUUUGAGGGUAAGUUUAAAAAAAAUGCACACCGCAUUAACAAUGUUCAACCAAUUGACAAGCGAACUUAGUAGUGAUAUUAGAGAACCGCGUUCGAAUAAAAAAAAACACUCAACAUAACCUGCUAGGAAAAUAUUUCGAUUUACCUACUCUGAAAAAAACAUAGUUUAGGUCUAUCAACUUGAACUAGAAGCAAAUCUACAAACGAAAUUGACAUUUUAACCGACUACCCAGCAACUCAAUCACUUAUUAUUCAGCUCUUCGCAA
Molecule: messenger RNA, 1636 nt
Organism: Ochlerotatus camptorhynchus
Lineage: Eukaryota; Metazoa; Arthropoda; Insecta; Diptera; Culicidae
Product: thioredoxin domain-containing protein 9
Exons: 4
Coding region: 122-778 (218 amino acids)
Biological process (GO): microtubule cytoskeleton organization
Cellular component (GO): cytoplasm
Source: RefSeq, a predicted model, not a curated record